AUGACCCCCCCGGCCUCUGUCUGUCCAUCUUGUCCUCUCACCUUUCUCCACUCACUACCGCUCAUUAUGCAUAUUCGAACUGGAGUGCCCCUCUCUCAGCUCUUACCUGUGAGCUUGCGCCAGUCUGCUCCAAGAUAUAUUCCAGCCAACUUCAUCCGCUGUCUCUCAAAAGCGGCACCUCAACCGAAUGUAGCUCUCGAGCGACGCAAAGAAGCGAUUCGAAGUGCCAAGCCCUUUUCACAUUUCCUCACUGAUAAUUUUGAGAGGCGUCAUGACUACUUGCGGAUCAGUGUCACGGAGCGCUGCAACCUGCGGUGUUUAUAUUGUAUGCCUGAAGAGGGCGUGCAGCUGUCACCAGCAGACCACCUGCUCACAACGCCUGAGAUUGUCUAUCUCUCGACCCUCUUUGUGUCCCAAGGUGUUACCAAAAUCCGACUGACUGGAGGGGAACCGACGGUGCGGCGCGACAUAGUGCCACUGAUGAACAAGCUUGGCUUGCUCCGCAGUAGUGGGCUCCGGGAAAUGUGCCUCACGACAAAUGGAAUAUCCCUGCGCCACAAACUAGAGCCGAUGCUCGAGGCAGGGCUUACAGGCGUGAAUCUGAGCCUCGACACACUGGAUGAGUUUCAGUACCAGAUCAUGACGCGGCGCAAAGGAUUCGGAGCGGUGAUGAAGAGCAUAGACCAAAUCCUGGCGAUGAACAAAGCAGGCGCUGGUGUGAAGCUCAAAGUCAACUGCGUAGUCAUGCGCGGCUUGAACGAGCAAGAGAUUACGUCUUUUGUCGAGUUGACAAAGGAGAAAGAUUUGGAGGUACGAUUCAUAGAGUAUAUGCCGUUUGGUGGAAACAAGUGGAAUCGAGGCAAAAUGGUCACCUACAAGGAAAUGUUGGACCGCAUUCGGACCGUGUACCCAGGAAUACACGAAGUCAGUGGCCAUAGGAACGACACGAGCAGAACCUUUCGGAUACCUGGCUUCGCGGGCAAGGUAGGAUUCAUUACGAGCAUGACGGAUGACUUCUGCGCCACAUGCAACAGGCUGCGAGUCACAAGCGAUGGUAAUCUCAAGGUUUGCCUUCACGGCAACGCAGAGGUGUCUCUGCGUGACAUGAUACGACGAGGAAACGACGGCAAGCCGUUGGACGACGCUGCGUUCAGUCGUCUCAUCGAGGCCGAGAGGCAGAAAUUGCCAAACAGAGAUGGAGAACUAAAAGGCCCGAUUGCCACUGGGUGGCUGCCACAAGAACUUGAGCUACUACAAGUAAUUGGCGCGAGCGUUAAAAACAAGAAGGAGAAGCAUGCAAGCCUGGAAGAGCUGGAGAAGUUGGAUAAUAGGCCGAUGAUCUUGAUUGGUGGAUAA
Molecule: messenger RNA, 1356 nt
Organism: Akanthomyces muscarius
Lineage: Eukaryota; Fungi; Ascomycota; Sordariomycetes; Hypocreales; Cordycipitaceae
Exons: 2
Coding region: 1-1356 (451 amino acids)
Biological process (GO): Mo-molybdopterin cofactor biosynthetic process
Molecular function (GO): metal ion binding; cyclic pyranopterin monophosphate synthase activity; GTP 3',8'-cyclase activity
Source: RefSeq, a predicted model, not a curated record